AUGGAGGCGGAGAGCAGUGCGCCAGUCGCGGCCGGAGAAUGGGACCAGUCCACGGGCGACGAGGUGGAGGAGAAGGGCCCAGACGGAGCCGUGUCCCAGGCGGCUGACUGCGCUCCUGCGGCCGGGGUGGAGGUGGUGUGUUCCGGAGAGGGCUCCCACAGAGACGGGAGGAGGAGAUCCAAGCGGAUGCCGAACUUUAAACAGCCGCCGCCCCGACCAGAGGAUGAGCGCUGCAGUGGCUGCCAAGUGAAGUUCGAGCGCCAGGGCCGAAGAUUCAACCGCCGAGCCCUGUGCACCUUCACCAACGUGUACACGGCACGCUGGACCUUCCCACAGGCCGCGGCCGAGCUUCAGGAGACCAGCUUCUUGUGUGAGACCUGUGCCCAGCUCAUCCGCAGCAAGUACAGGAAGAGGCAGUGCGGCAAGAGGACACUGUGGACCAGACCCAUGAACGAACUGCAGAGGGACACAGAGACUCACCUUAAGAACAAGCGAACGGGGAAGAAGUCCAGAGCGGCCAUGUUGGUGAGCAAAUCUCGCUACAAAUCGGCCUUCAGAGUCCUGUGGUCCGCCAGAGGAGCCAGGAAACCCAUGAUGGACUUCAUCAGCAACCAACUCAAACUGGAGGUGAGGCCGCUUUCAUAG
Messenger RNA from Knipowitschia caucasica, 645 nucleotides. NCBI's taxonomy places the organism in Eukaryota, Metazoa, Chordata, Actinopteri, Gobiiformes, Gobiidae. The record is from the annotation of a GenBank genome assembly.